Mercenaria mercenaria is the source of this 2777-nucleotide messenger RNA. Its product is annotated as molluscan insulin-related peptide 3-like. The record is from RefSeq and is a predicted model, not a curated record. NCBI's taxonomy places the organism in Eukaryota, Metazoa, Mollusca, Bivalvia, Venerida, Veneridae. Gene Ontology annotation, cellular component: extracellular region. Bases 141 to 638 code for a protein of 165 amino acids. The transcript is spliced from 4 exons. Gene Ontology annotation, molecular function: hormone activity.
AUAUCUGUUAUAUAUGCUCGAAAAUGAUACGGCGGUAGAGAUGACUUCCGAAACUUCGGCUCCUUAAAAACAAAUAGCUCUAAAUGAAAUGUUCUUUUUGUGGUUCGUCUGAGGUUUAAUAUCAAACUGGACUGGCUAAAAUGGCGGAUAGGUCGAACCAGAUGAUGAAUGGGGUAUCUUUUGAAUCUAUAUGUAUAUUCUUGCUGGCAUUGUUCUUAACAGUGGUUAGCUGCGGAGCUAUGAAAUCGUGUUCCCCUCUCACUAAACCUCACCCUCAUGGAAUAUGUGGAAGCAAGAUAGACGAGGCUUUAGAUCUGAUAUGUGGAAAAGGUGGAUAUGUAGAGCGAAAAUACAGAAAACGAUCCGUAUCUGGAGUAGACCCAAGUCUGCUUGACGUAGAUGCUAACACAUUUCUGGCCUUAAGCAAACAACAAAAUGCUCAACUAGAUGACACACGACCGCCAAUUGUGGAUCUUUUACUGCCCGGAACACAGGCUAGCAAUUUUCUGGACAAAAGAGGCAGUUUCUACAGGAAGGGCGUGUCUUGUGAAUGCUGUUACCAUAGCUGCUCUGUGCGAGAACUCACUGGUUACUGUAGAAAUCCGAAGAAAGCCGACUUUAAUUUGUUUAAUAUAUAAAUAGUAUUAUUUUGUGAUAUAGGUUAUUUUCGCAUUCUGAAGUGCUAUUCAUACACGACAUAUUCAGAUAACAUGAACUUUCCGUACAUUUGGUAUUUACUUAGUGCCUUGUUUGCCCCAUGCUUGUCUAUUUUCAACUUCAUUUUAUUCUUUCUGCCUCGCUUGAAUAUACCUUACAGGAGCUUUCUUAUUGACUUGUUGACAAAUUAGAUAAGCCAUAAUCAAUAACCUGGACAAACGUACAGAAUGCCAAGUGAACAAUUUAUCUUUCCAUUUGUACGUACUGGUAAUGAAAUUACAUUGACAGAAAUAUGAUUUCUAUUAAUUAUCGCAACACUAGGUCUGUAACUACACUUUCAGGAGGGCAAUGUUUUAUAUGCAGAGUAAAGAAGUAUAAUAAUAAAGGGGCGACAAAAAUGGAGAAAAAAAUCUUUGAUGGAAAUGUUCAACCCGUUGUUGAUGACUGAAUAGCUAAUACGGAAAUAUACAAGGACUUAAGAAUGUCAUGUUUCGUGUUGGUGUAAUAUAAAAUAGAAAUGCUUUCUUUGCCGAAAAAUGUCUCAUCAUUUUUGUCCGAUAUAACGUCUUGAGCGAUGAUUUUUUUCCAGUACAGUUGAAGGAUCACAGUUUUUAUUUCAUCGACGACUUGCAACAACAUCGAAUUAUAUGAAUUUAAGAAUCUACUAAUUUAAUCAUCGUAAACCAUAAUUUUGAACUAAGUGUCAUUCGAGGCAUAUGCUGGUCCUUAUCCGUAUACCUAAUCAGAAAUAAUUACCUCAUUGUCUGAUUUCAGUUGUUUUAUUCUUCUCAUGUUAUAUCCCAUAAGACCUCUAAACAGUCCCGAUCAAACCAGAUCCCUGUUGAAAAGUAUUUUUGGAAAUGGUGAUCAUACAUGUGGUGAUCAUAAAUGUAUGCACACACGUAAAUUGACUAGUUCGAACAUAAAGAGAAAGAAAGGCAAUCAAAUAAAUAAAAGAGUCAACGGUAAUAAAAACAAUUUGGUGUUUAAAGGGUUCAUGUUGGCACCAAAAUCCUUCUAUUUCCCACAGUAUUUCAGUGUUUAAGUACAUAGUGAACAGCUUACCCGUGUAAUUUUAAUAGGAGGAAUUAUAUGUAAAAUGCUCUUUUAAACAUAAAUAAGUGAACAUGAAUAACCAUAUACGUAUUUAUAUAUUGCGGUUGCAGCAGACAGCCAUACUGUGCAUAAUACUUAUUCCAAAAGCUAGACUUAUAUCUCCCAGUUCGGACGGGGAAGUAACCUAGAAUGUAAGAGGAGGUGAAAUUAGAAUCUAGCUGUAGAGGUUAAGUUAACAACAUGCGCAUUGACAAGAAACAACUUAAAUAAAACUAAAAUAAAACAUAGUCCCUGUGUUGUCAUAUAAUAGCACAGCUAUUUUCCAUAUCUUUUAGAGAAGUAUGUUAAAAUGUGGUUUAACAAGUUUUAAAAAAGGACUUUGAUAUAUCAGUCAAGCGAACUUUGUAGAAUGAAUAAUUAAAAAUUGCUGAACGUCACACAAAAACGAUUUAACUCUUAACUACCGUGAUCGUUUUCUUCUAAAUUAAGCUAAAACAAUAUAUUGGUUAAUUGCAUGACUCGAUCAUGUCGCCAUUUAAAUGAAGGCUCAAAUUAGAUUUAAGAAGCCCGUGCAGUGACAAAUGUGUUGUGAUAUUUUAAGAUAUUUUAUAAUUCAAGAACCAAUAAUUAGUUUUUUUUUGUUUAGAGAACAAAUACAGUGUAUUUGUCCAUUACAGAUGCACACGGUCGAGCCUUGAUUUACAGUGUGCAACCUUGACAAAAUGAAAAAUGAACUGUGCAUAAAUACCUGAAAGAUAAGUAGGAAACCAAAUUAUAUUGCAGGGAUUGUCUAGUCAGGAAAAGGUCGCAGGGAAUAACUAUAAACAUAUGUAUCCCAGCUUAAAAACCACACACAGAUUUGGCAUUAUUAGUUAAACAUUACAUUACCCUUCAUACUUCUGCUACUUUUAUACGAUUUGAUACGUUGCAUAUCGUUUUGUAUUUGUUCAAACAUUUUGCCGAUUUUAGUGUCUAGGUUAGGAAAUAGUCUAUAGGUACAUAUUCCACGAAAUGUAAACGGAUCUAUUGUAGUGUAUCUACUGAAAUAAAGUUUUUUCACGGUU